AUGGAAGUAUCCAGUCUAGAUGCACUUUGUGGUGUACCCGAAACAGUUCCCCAGGCAAAAUAUGACCCUUUCUUCAGGCGGAAUCCAAGAGUCAUUGAGAACCUACUAGUUGAUGAAGGACGUUAUCACACAACUCCAGGGUAUUGUAGUGCUCAACCUCGUGAAAGGAAAAUAUGGAUGCGACGCUGUCUUCUAAACUGGCUCAGAGAUAUCUGUGUGCAUCGUGCAGCAGGUGGCGAGGUUCUGGCGCAUGCUACGCAACUAAUUGACCGUUAUAUGCACAUUUUUCCUACUGGUCGAAGUGAAUAUCAGCUGGUGGGUGCUACCUGUUUUUUUAUUGCCAGUAAGCUGAAGGAGAGCAUACCCAUUAGUGUGAGGGAAGUGUCAGAAUAUACAGCUAACUCAGUUUCGAAAGAACAAAUCUUAGAUAAAGAAUGGGAUAUAUACUUCAUCGCCCCUGUGGUCGAAUACCUCGAGUUUGAUCCGAAUUUGUGUCAGACAAUUCGUGAAGUUGCACUUUGUAUCUUCUUUAAAGUUUUCCAUGUUGAAGAGUUUGGCUACUAUAUGCCCAGCUACAUGGCAGCUGCGUGUAUUCUUCAUGCACUUGAUCUGACCUUACGUCGUGACAUGCCGGGUGUUACUGUCUGUUCAGUCACUCGUAUUCGACAAGUGUUGAGACUAGAAGAUGGUAAAAUAGCUGAGGCAUGUCAAGUCCUUCAGGCUUGUUUUGAGCCAGGAACAGUGCAGCCUUCUAGAUCUGUAUUAGAGGGUGAUCUAGAACCUCAAUAG
Messenger RNA from Trichobilharzia szidati, 789 nucleotides. The record is from the annotation of a GenBank genome assembly. Lineage: Eukaryota; Metazoa; Platyhelminthes; Trematoda; Strigeidida; Schistosomatidae.